Messenger RNA from Danaus plexippus (monarch butterfly), 1752 nucleotides. RefSeq names its product armadillo repeat-containing protein 6 homolog. Lineage: Eukaryota; Metazoa; Arthropoda; Insecta; Lepidoptera; Nymphalidae. Gene Ontology annotation, molecular function: protein binding. Gene Ontology annotation, biological process: hematopoietic progenitor cell differentiation. The transcript has 9 exons. Bases 153 to 1541 code for a protein of 462 amino acids. The record is from RefSeq and is a predicted model, not a curated record.
UUGUCAUUGCUCUCAAAGUUGUCAAAAUUAUAAACAGUACUAGUGAAUCAGAAUUUAAAAGUUUUGUCAGCUGGUUUUGAUUUUGACUAAAUUUUUAAAAUAAAAGCCGUAAAGGGCAAGGUUUUGGUACAAAUAGAUAGAAAGCAAAAAAAAUGGUUCGAGUCAUCACUCAAGAUACUUACGAUGAGGUUGUUAAGGAAAAUAUAGAAGAGUUUGAUAUGAGUCCUGAAGAGGCGAUAAAAGAGGCAAUAGAUCAGUUUGAGGCACAAGGUGUAGACCUCACUAAUAUAAUAAAGGAUCUAGCUUUGGGUUCUGGUGAUAAGCAUUUGGUUUUGACAACUGUAGAAAAGUUGAAGGAAUUAUGUAGCAACAACAAGAAUGACACCUUAAUUAUGAAUGAAUUUGAAAUCUUAAAGGCAGAAUGCAGUAAAGACAUAGCACACAGAGUUAUGGCGGGAAAAGCAGGCGCUUACAAUAUAUUAAUAGAUCUAUUAGAUGAAAAACUGAAAAUGUAUAAAAAUGUAGAGAGUGAAGAGAAUAAACAGUUUAUAGUUAAAAUAUUAAACUGUUUGGUAGCUUUGAUGGAAGUACAGCCGGACUUACUUGAUAAGAAGGGAGUUGAUUUAAUUGACAGUUGUCUAGAUCUCCAGAACGAUGAGAUUAUAAUAUCAACAUUAAAAUGGAUCAACGAAUGUUGCACCAAACACGAGAUCAAUAGACAGAAUCUAUUUGCUACAAACAUCGGGAAGAAAUUGAAGAUUUUGCUUGGAAAAAAUAAUGUACAGUUGCUCUGUGAAGUAUUACAAGUUAUAAGGAAGUUCACUCUCGAUGACGAUAUUAGAGUUGAAUUUGGCAAAGCUCACGAACACGCUCGUGAUUUGGGUGUACUCUUACUGGAAUCACUGGCUGGACUAUUGAAGAAACACACGACCCCACCACUGGUGUCUGAGUUAAUGUGGACUACCUCCACACUGCUAGUACGCCACGAGCUGUGUUCGAGGGCGGACCUCCGGGCGGAGCUCAUGAGCGUCCUCUGUGACAACUACGAUAAUGUCGUUGUCAUUCAGCAAGCUUGUAAACUAAUCACCGCAUUGGCCGGAAACGACGACGUCAAACGUGAUAUAAUUAAUGGCGGCAUUGUACCGGUUGUAGUUUCAUUAUUGGGAAGACACGCUUCAAAUGCACCGGCGUCCGCACUUAUACUGAAAUGUAUAGCAGCUUUGUCACUGAGAGAACCGAAUCACGCGAAACAGUUCCUACAGAGCGGGGUCAUAAAGGCGAUUGUUGACUGUAUCAAGAUACAUCCAAACAGUUCGCAAGUACAGAAGAACGCCUGCUGGGCGAUACGUAAUUUAGUAUCGAGAUGUCGAGAAUACAAUUCGCAAUUCCACGAACUCGAUAUUGAAGCGUUGUUGAAUCAAACUUACAACAAGUUCAACAAAGAGUUUGGAUUUGAUGUCAAAUCUGCACUCAGAGAUCUGGAAUGUGAUGUGAAGUUUGAGGAACAAUGGACGGGGAGAGGGGGGGAGAUUGAACAAUGAAAAAUAUAUAAUAUCAUUACCACACAUUAUAUAAUUAUUGAAUUACGACAAUAUGUAUUCGCUUGGUAUAAAUUAUGUUGGGCUUUUUAUAAAAUUUCGCUAAACACAUUCAUCGUAACUUUAUAAAUUUUGACUUAAUUUAAUGACAAAUCGAUCAUAUUUUAAAAUUGAUUGUGUUAAUCGUGAAAUAAAACAUUGCAGUUUUAAUUAA